Molecule: messenger RNA, 342 nt
Organism: Aspergillus fijiensis CBS 313.89
Lineage: Eukaryota; Fungi; Ascomycota; Eurotiomycetes; Eurotiales; Aspergillaceae
Exons: 1
Coding region: 1-342 (113 amino acids)
Source: RefSeq, a predicted model, not a curated record
AUGAGCUAUACCCUCAAGAAGUCACAAACCCACUGCGUGGUGCUCGCCGCACAUUCCGCAGAUCCCAAAGAGGCCGCUCCACAGCCCCGCGCAACAAUGGCGACAGUGGCCAUGACGAGCGACCUAGAGCCAUAUCUGGCCUCCCUCCGGUCGUACUUGACCCAGAGCAGGCCUCCGCACCAAGCCGAAGCGGAUUCCGAAGACAGUGCGACCGAGACUCCUCGACUUCCGGAGCGCCGGACGGUGCAACGCGAGCAGGCAAGCUCGAAAGGAGGGAGAGACAACAGUCGUGCUGGCCCGCGGAGAUCAACCGUGGAGGAUCCACCGUGCUCAAUCUGCUGA